AUGUCCGGUCUCCGGGAGAGGGAGGGAGGGAAACAUGUCUCGACGACGAGGUCUAAAGCAGCCCACUCUGUUCAGGACGUUCAGAGUAAAUUGAGCAACAGCAGCGGCAGCCCAUCCCCAUGGAAUGCACUCCAAGUGCCUGGCACCGUUCGUGUCUCCCCUGCAACUCGCAGAAACAUGCCGAUGGGUGCGCAAGCCUCAGGCUCUGGUUUCGUCGUCCUUUCCCCUUGCGGUUUAAUGUCAUCCAACCAAGUCGCGGCAGUAAUUACUCAGUACCUGUUAAACGCAUCACGUUCAGAUAGGAUACCUCAGGAUCCCUCCUUGGAGACUUCAAGAUCCAAGGUAGUCCACUCAACAUCGUCGUCGUCGUGGGUUUCCGUAGUCCGUACGAUGUACCGCGUUUCUAUCUCUUCCAACUCAACGUCCAUCAAGCCUCGGCGCGUGCCUCGAAGCAACGAAACAUUAGAGUAUCGUCUACCCGUCCCCGACACUGGACAGGCGUUCCAUCGGAUGCUGCCGGUGGGAGAGCCUACACAACGAGUCAUCGAACGACCAGCUUCUACCGGCACUCCGUACUGA
This is a messenger RNA of Colletotrichum godetiae, 579 nucleotides long. RefSeq lists its product as uncharacterized. Bases 1 to 579 code for a protein of 192 amino acids. The record is from RefSeq and is a predicted model, not a curated record. The transcript has 4 exons. Lineage: Eukaryota; Fungi; Ascomycota; Sordariomycetes; Glomerellales; Glomerellaceae.